Molecule: messenger RNA, 811 nt
Organism: Acaulospora colombiana
Lineage: Eukaryota; Fungi; Glomeromycota; Glomeromycetes; Diversisporales; Acaulosporaceae
Source: the annotation of a GenBank genome assembly
UCGUCCAUUUCCGAGCGGCCUUUCCUUCUGAUGAUCACUCCUGUUGAAGUCAAUUCGACGGAAAGCAGCGCACCGACAAAAAUAGAGGCCAAAGUCUCCAUUCUCACACCUCUUUUUGAAGCAAUUUUAUCAGAUAAUCUCACACAUGGCAAGAUCUUUGUGGAUGCAGAGUCUCGGUUUCUCCUUGUGGAGGGCCUUAGACAAGCCAAUCACCAUAUAAUUGUGGAAGGGCCAUCCAAGGAGAUUCUUGCUAUACGAGAACAGAAAUCUUUUGCUGAACUAACAUUGUUACGAUGUGCCAAUGAGGUAACAUUGCUAGCCUUACGAGCUGUGCAUCGGAAGUUACACAUUGGAAUACGGGAAUCUCAAGCCAAGCAAUACAUUUUAGACGCUCUUCGUUCUGCUGGACUCCAAAAUGGGCGUGCUCUUGUACUAUUUGGAGAAGAAAACGCCGCUUUACCACAUGGAGGCGGAACCAACCGACAACUUGAAGAGGAGGACUUUGCCUUAUUCGAUAUAAUGGGCUCACUCCAUGGCUAUUAUUCUGACUUAACAAGAAUACCGCCACAAAAGCUCCACACUUGGUAUCUAGUUCAAGCAGCACAACAGGCAGCCUUCAAUGAGGCACGUGAAGGGAGAAGUGCGUCGGAGGUUGAUCAAGCAGCUCGCCAAUUAUUGAAGCUUGCGGGUUUCAUAGGAAUUGGCAUUCAGAUCCAUGAAGCGCCGUACUUACGUGGGGGAAAUGAUGUUGCAUUGGCCAAGGGGAAUGUAUUUUCAAACGAACCUGGAGUUUAUAUCGAAGGCUCGGCAA